Molecule: messenger RNA, 718 nt
Organism: Aspergillus aculeatinus CBS 121060
Lineage: Eukaryota; Fungi; Ascomycota; Eurotiomycetes; Eurotiales; Aspergillaceae
Exons: 3
Coding region: 105-587 (160 amino acids)
Source: RefSeq, a predicted model, not a curated record
GUUGUUUUUUCCAGCAGUUCCCGCCAUGCGCCUAUAUGAAAGCAAAUUAAUGCUUGAUGCCCGGUCGAAAGCAUGCGGCGAUGCUGAACAGAGUGGAAUAGUCGAUGUCGAUGCUCUACUUUCGGACCCAAAGUUCAUACACUCUCUUCGCGAGCUGUGGUCGCAUAUUCCGGGAAAGACAAGACGAAGUAUCUGCUGCCGGCAAACAAAGCCUAGUCGGAGACAUCGGUCGUUCGAACCUCAGAAGCCAUAAAAAGCCAAAUAUAAGCCCCCCGCAGGAGUUCUGGGCCCGUAUACCCUCUUGGAUCAAGGAUCCGAAGCUAUUCUUUGAUGAGCAAGGACUUAUGCUAAGUUUGGAGGUUUCCCCUAUUGCUGGGAUCUACCAGUACCUUGACGGACUGGGUCUGCGGGGGAAGGUCGACAUUAUUCGUGCGCGCCUUGUGAAAAUAGUCUUCCACCGAUUGAAGGAAAGAUUAGGUCUGCGAUACAUUCGUUCUGACAAUAUCGACUAUUUGGUGAAAAUCAUUUCAAACUCGGGAUUUUCGGAUUUUGAUCCGAGUGACAUCAGACCGAAGAUCGUUAGAUGAAUAGAUCUAGGCAAGAAAAUCGAUGCAUUCUGUCAGAGUAUUGGGAGCUCUGGAGGCCACGAGAACUCCCACCUGGGCAACUUAUUUUGCCUACCGAAGGACUGCCAUGAUGAGUUCAUAAGAGUCUUAGG